Messenger RNA from Propithecus coquereli (Coquerel's sifaka), 2488 nucleotides. RefSeq names its product lysyl oxidase-like 2 (gene LOXL2). Gene Ontology annotation, biological process: peptidyl-lysine oxidation. NCBI's taxonomy places the organism in Eukaryota, Metazoa, Chordata, Mammalia, Primates, Indriidae. Bases 72 to 2420 code for a protein of 782 amino acids. Gene Ontology annotation, cellular component: membrane. The record is from RefSeq and is a predicted model, not a curated record. The transcript is spliced from 13 exons. Gene Ontology annotation, molecular function: copper ion binding; protein-lysine 6-oxidase activity.
CAGGAAGCUCCUGCCACCCCGCCCCGCCUGCCCUUCCUCACUGCCCCGGUGGCAUCCUCGGCUGAGACAGGAUGGAGAAGCUUCUGGUCUCCUGCCUGUGCCUGUGCGUGGCUGUGCUGGCCCUCCUGCCCUGCCCGAGCCUGGCACAGUAUGACAGCUGGCCCUACUACCCCGAGUACUUCCAGCAGCCGGCCCCCGAGUACCACCAGCCUCAGGUGCCCGCCGACGUGGUGAAGAUCCAGCUGCGCCUGGCCGGACAGAAGAGGAAGCACAACGAGGGCCGCGUGGAGGUGUACUACGACGGCCAGUGGGGCACCGUGUGCGACGACGACUUCUCCAUCCACGCCGCCCACGUCGUGUGCCGGGAGCUGGGCUACGUGGAGGCCAAGUCCUGGACUGCCAGCUCCUCCUACGGCAAGGGGGAAGGGCCCAUCUGGCUGGACAAUAUCUACUGCACUGGCAAAGAGGCGACCCUCGCAGCCUGCUCCUCCAACGGCUGGGGCGUCACUGACUGCAAGCACACAGAAGAUGUUGGUGUGGUGUGCAGUGAGAAAAGGAUUCCUGGGUUCAAAUUUGACAAUUCGUUGGUCAACCAGAUAGAGAACCUGAACAUCCAGGUGGAGGACAUCCGCAUCCGCGCCAUCCUCUCAGCCUACCGCAACCGCGCCCCAGUGACGGAGGGCUACGUGGAGGUGAAGGACGGCAAGCACUGGAAGCAGCUCUGCGACAAGCACUGGACAGCGAAGAACUCCCGCGUGGUCUGCGGCAUGUUUGGCUUCCCCGCGGAGAAGACGUACAACGCCAAAGUGUACAAGAUGUAUGCCUCGCGGAAGAAGCAGCGCUACUGGCGGUACUCCAUGGACUGCACAGGCACGGAGGCCCACAUCUCCAGCUGCAAGCUGGGCCCCCCGGUGUCGCGGGGCCCCAUGAAGAACGGCACCUGUGCGAAUGGGCUGCCAGCUGUGGUGAGUUGUGUGCCUGGCCAGGUCUUCAGCCAGGAUGGACCAUCGAGAUUCCGGAAAGCCUACAAGCCAGAGCAGGACCGUGUGUCUCUUCAGCAACCCCUGGUGCGAUUGCGAGGUGGCGCCAGCAUCGGGGAGGGCCGCGUGGAGGUGCUGAAGAAUGGAGAAUGGGGAACCGUCUGCGACGACAAGUGGGACCUGGUGACAGCCAGUGUGGUCUGCAGAGAGCUGGGCUUUGGGAGUGCCAAAGAGGCGAUCACUGGCUCCCGGCUGGGGCAAGGGAUGGGCCCCAUCCACCUGAACGAGAUCGAGUGCACAGGCAACGAGAAGUCCCUCAUAGACUGCAAAUUCAACGCUGAGUCUCAGGGCUGCAACCACGAGGAAGACGCUGGCGUGAGAUGUAACAUCCCUGCCAUGGGCUUUCAGAAAAAGGUGCGCCUGAGUGGAGGCCGCAAUCCCUACGAGGGCCGGGUGGAGGUGCUGGUGGAGAGGAACGGGUCCCUCAUCUGGGGGACAGUGUGUGGCGAGAACUGGGGCACCGUGGAGGCCAUGGUGGUGUGCCGGCAGCUCGGCCUGGGAUUCGCCAGCAACGCCUUCCAGGAGACCUGGUAUUGGCACGGAAAUGUCUUCGACAACAAAGUGGUCAUGAGUGGAGUAAAGUGCUCGGGAACGGAGCUCUCCCUGGCUCACUGCCACCACGAUGACGAGGAGUACGUGACCUGCCCCCAGGGCGGGGUGCAGUACGGGGCAGGAGUCGCCUGCUCAGAAACCGCGCCUGACCUGGUCCUCAAUGCUGAGAUAGUGCAGCAGACCACCUACCUGGAGGACCGGCCCAUGUUCAUGCUCCAGUGCGCCAUGGAGGAGAACUGCCUCUCGGCCUCGGCCGCCAAGACCGACCCCACCACGGGCUACCGCCGGCUCCUGCGCUUCUCCUCCCAGAUCCACAACAACGGCCAGGCUGACUUCCGGCCCAAGAAGGGCCGCCACGCGUGGAUCUGGCACGACUGCCACAGGCACUACCACAGCAUGGAAGUGUUCACCUACUAUGACCUGCUGAACCUCAAUGGCACCAAGGUGGCAGAGGGCCACAAGGCCAGCUUCUGCUUGGAGGACACAGAAUGCGAAGGAGACAUCCAGAAGAGCUACGAGUGUGCCAACUUUGGCGAGCAGGGCAUCACCAUGGGCUGCUGGGACAUGUACCGCCAUGACAUCGACUGCCAGUGGAUCGACAUUACUGAUGUACCCCCUGGAGAUUACCUGUUCCAGGUUGUCAUUAACCCCAACUUCGAGGUUGCAGAAUCCGAUUACUCCAACAACGUCAUGAAGUGCAGGAGCCGCUACGACGGCCACCGCAUCUGGAUGUACAACUGCCACAUAGGUGGCUCUUUCAGCGAAGAGACAGAAAAGAAGUUUGAGCACUUCAGCGGACUCAUAAAUAACCAGCUCUCCCCGCAGUAAAGAUGCCUCCGUGGGCUGGGUGCUGGCUCACGCCCGUAAUCCCAGCACUUUGCGAGGUCGAGACGGGA